Messenger RNA from Oncorhynchus keta (chum salmon), 4916 nucleotides. Its product is annotated as ephrin-B1-like. The record is from RefSeq and is a predicted model, not a curated record. Bases 305 to 859 code for a protein of 184 amino acids. The transcript has a single exon. NCBI's taxonomy places the organism in Eukaryota, Metazoa, Chordata, Actinopteri, Salmoniformes, Salmonidae.
ACCACACAGGAAAUAGGCAUGCCACUCUAAUUGGACUCAGUCCUCAUCCUCUGUGUCUAAUGAGAGACUGGUGUUUUCUUUUCCCUCAAGCCGGUAAUAUACAUUUAAACAGUUUCUCUUCCUUUACCCCCUCAUGUGGAGUUAUAACAUAUGGCUAAACAUACACAGUUUAAUCCUCCCCUCGCUCUCAAGAUGCAUGCCAAGAAGAAAUGAGCUAUCAUCUGUCUAAAACUGACACCCCCACAUGCUCACAAAGGCCACACAGUCAGGAAGCCCCUAGUUACUCACUCAAUUCAGAGAAAUAAUGGAAGAAGCCUUUUUUCUCUUUGAGAACCCAUUUGCACACUUGCAGGGUUCCACCUCUAUCAUGAUCAGCAACAGUACAGCUUUGUCUGACAGUCUGCCAAGCAGACCACCGCUCGUUCUUUCCCUGCUGCUAACUGAUUCCUUUUUUCUUCCAUCAACAGACACCAUGAACCAGGACAACAAGUCAGACUCGUCAGACUCAGCAGAGGGUUUCUUUGCCUCCAAGCCAGCGCUGUUUGCAGUCAUCGGGGCGGGAUGCGUCAUCUUCCUCCUGAUCAUCAUCAUCCUCAUCGUCCUGCUGAUCAAGCUGAAGAAGAGGAACCGUAAGCACACCCAGCAGCGGACCACCGCUCUGUCACUCAGCACGCUGGCCAGCCCCAAGUGCUCUGGGAACGCCGGCUCCGAACCCAGUGACAUCAUCAUCCCGCUACGGACUACAGAAAACAACUACUGCCCCCAUUACGAGAAGGUGAGCGGGGAAUAUGGCCAUCCGGUUUAUAUAGUCCAAGAGAUGCCAGCGCAAAGCCCAGCCAACAUCUACUACAAGGUCUGAGGCAACGACUAUGUCUAGGAUGCUUGCUGUAGGGGAGAAUUCUGGCCUACCUUUUACUACCUUGUCCGUCUGAUGUUGAAAGACACUUUUGAUGUUCAAAAUAGUGACACAAGAACAGAAAUGAAAGAAGGUUGUCCUGGAUACAGUAGUUGAAACAUAAAACAUGAAACAUGUUUCCGGAUAGGCCAAAGGCAGGUUUUUGGAGAGAUUGUGUCGUCUUCUCUUCCUGCUUCAAGCUAGAAAAUUUAAUUCACCCAAGUUUUGCUAUACUGUGUGUCUGAGAAGACUGUAAGACGGUAAAGCCUAUGGCGUAGAGAAGCCUUCACUCUGACAAUGGAGACGAGUUGCAAACAGGGUAUACUACACAAACAAAGGACCCUGCAAUAGGGCUGUCACUCAUGGGCUCCAUUCCUGUAAUGAAGCCUCCAUUGUUUGCUCAGAGACAGAAAAAGGCACAGUGUGAUGACAGCAAAAUACACUUCCCUUUCACAACAAAUGUGUUUUACCUGCGCUAUUGUUUUUUAUCAGUCACCUACAGUAGCUUCCUUUUCACCAGUGUCUGCUCCUUCAACAUUGUGUUUCUUUUCUACUGAAUAUCUAGUUAAUACAUGCUAUAUUAUGGUAAAUAUUAAUAUUUCUACUGAAUAUCUAGUUAAAACAUACUAUAUUAUGGUAAAUAUUAAUAUUUUUCAUGUAUCCUUUACUGAUACUUUGUCACAUGUAGGAGGAUCUGUGUCAUUAAUGGCUGUUUUGAGGUUGUCCACUUUCUGUUUAUAAAAGAAACGAACACUUACAUAUGUAGGUCCCAUAAUUGUGUUCAGUAUGUGUCUCCUGUUAUACUUCUUUAAGCGUGUCCAAACAGGCAAAGUCAGGUAUGCAACUGUGGUGGGAAAAAACUAGCAAUGAACAUGUCUCACCCUGGAUGUGAAUUAAUGAAAGACAAAUAGCUCAUACUCAAUUGCGGUGAGAGGUCAUCAUGACUGAAAUAAAUUUAAAGAAAACUAAAAGGUUAUGUUUCAAAAUGACAGGUCACUUCUGUGUCUGAGCGACCUCGAGGGUUUUCACUCCGAGUUUUCCCCUUCGUGAAAAAGAAUAACAAGAUCAAAUUUGUUUGAGUAGAAAAAAGUGUGGAAGCAAUUAAGAUGUUAUCAAAGGAGCAGAGCCUUUUGCUCCCACCUAAAGGCCGUGCUCUCAGAAGAAUUGGAUGACUUCGGAGGGAAUGAUUUGCGUUCACCUAACGGUAUGACAUUUCUAGUGAUAGUUCUGCUCCCGGAGACAGUGGAAUGCUAGGGAUGUAGCUAAGGAUGGUUUUAUUGUUUUCCACAUUCAUGUUUGAGUCUGAAAUCAUUCAUAGCCACUUAGGCAUGGUGCCUGGAUCAGUUGUGUGCUCAGAAUGAGAAGGGAUACAGGUAAUGUCCAACGUGCUGUGCAUCUCCAUAAAAGCUUGUUUGAGGACAAUGGAAAUAAUUUGGCAACCAGCUCCAAUCCCUAUUCUCCUCAGCUGUGCGAUGAUGGGAAAACCAAACCUUUAAAAGAAAUUAAAAAACAGCGCAGACAAGAGAGGUACAGAGUGGACACUUAAAGAAGGUAAUGAUUCUGCUACAUUAUAAAUUGUUGUACAAACAUAAUUGCAGUACAGUACAUAUUUAUCUUAAACUGUUUCUACUCACAAAAAGGCUUUUUUAAUUCCUAAAGAGUUUUACCCUUGUUACAACCGCAACGGGAUGGCGCUAAAACAUCUCUGGUGUCUUCAGGAGGAGGACUAAUGAUUUACCAUUCCUAUCACCUGGCAUCCUCAAAGACCAGGCAAGAUUACACUGGUACCAAAUCGUUUUCAACAUGAAUCAUCACACAUGUUUUCUGUUUCAAUAUCUUAUCUCCAUGUACUUAAGUGGGUCCCAUAGUCUAGUCCUGUGUGUUUAUUUUGAAACAAGAUAGAUACUGCCAUGUAUUUACAGUAGAAUUACUCUGGCAUACUUUUCAUGUUGAUAACAUUGAGAUUAUUUUAAGUUAUUAAGAAGUUUAUCAGCGAGAGCAAGACAUGUGCCACCAGUUUGUUGGCAUUGUUUCAGAUAAGAUAGCAGAUUCACUGUUAUUUAGAUGGAUGUGACUGUAGACUGACAUAUUUGUUUGCUUUGAGGGUUAGAGCAGAUUGACUCUUCUUUUGAAACAUUAUAUACAUAUUUUUUUCAGUCUGGAUUUAUUUGGAUAAAUUAACAUUGUUUCGCUCAAAAAUUGCCUCAAAGUUUACUUUUGCCUUCCCGGUGUCUUGUACAUUAUAACUUACAUUACAGAAAUAAAUUAUGUCUACAACAUAUGCAAAUAUGACUCUAACCAUGAUUUGACAUUUUGUAAACAUAUUUUGUUUGUUCUGAACUGAAUUAUACUGUAACUACGUUUUAUAAAAAAGUGUUAAGAAUAAAGCUCAAAUUAAGUCAAUGACAAACUGGUGACAAACAGAAUCCUAAUUAUUUAGCUAUUGAACAAGCAUUGUUUUAUUGUUGUGUGUUGUUUGUGAUUGGGUAAAGGUAUAGUUUAUUACACAAUGAUCAUCUUCACAAGGUUUAAGGAUAAUGUGUACACACCACUGUGUGAUCUUCAAUUAUUUACAGUAACACAAUACCCUGUAGUCCUAGAAGUAACAUGUGAUGUCCCUUUACUGCUUGUUUAUUGUUUGUUUUUAUUUUUGGUAAUACAGUGGCCUAAAAUAAUGUAAAUAUGUGAAAAAGUACCAUUUUAAAGUUACAUUUAAUAGAGACCCAUUUAUGAACAUAAUGUGUUUUUUUUAUGCAGAAUUUUGUAAAUAGGUGUGUUUCUGGAAAGACAUUUUGUAUAAAUCUUGAUUUUUUUAUAGACACAAAUCUCUUAGAGCAGGUGUUUUAAGUGCCAGGUCUUGCAAGGAAAGAAGAAAAUUGUAUCAUUGUUCACCACAUACAUACAACAUGAGAAACAUUAUUUCCCCUCAGUUUCAUUCUUGCCGUCACAGACUGUUUGUGGGUGGGGAACUGGAUUGGGAGUCUAGAGAAGGGCCAGAUACUCUCCUAUACAUUUUAUAGAUUUUCUCUGUGACACAGUCACCUCUUAAAAUCGAUGGAUAUGUUAGUGAUCUUAAAAUCAGGGUAUGGUGAGCAACCAAGUAAUACUUGAUGCCUUGAUGUUUUGAUCAAGAUGAGUCUGAGUAUAAUACAAUGCUACAAAGGUAAAAAAAAAAAAGAAAAAAUGUUUUACCCAUGCUGAUUAGAAAUAGUCAGAUGAGCAAUACAUUAUUCCGGGCAUCUUUCCAUGCAAGUUUCCCUGAACUCUGUAUGGUCUCACUGACCAAGGAUACAGUAAUUCCAUCUCUAGUCGUGAGAAUCCAAGGUGAAGAAGAAGCAUCGUGCUUGGAGGAGGUCUGCUGAGCUUGCGACUUUGGGAAAUAAAUAAGGCCAACAUACAUGGCUCUAUUUCAGUCCUUCGACACCCCUCAAGGUGAAAUGGACACGCUCUCUUGACCUCCACAGAUUAUCACGAUAUUAUCUCUGGCUCGCUUUAAUGAGAAAGCAGCUCAAGCCCCAGACAUUUCCUCAGCUAUCAGCCACACAGCCAAAUUCAGCCCACCUCUGCUGUGCUGUGUAUGGAGGCCAGGCCACUCGCAUAGUUGAAAAAUAUUACAGCAGUGCUUAGCAACCUGAAAGCUGAAGUGUGUGAACAUCUCCAUGCUAUUGGAGUAAGAAGGAAAAUAUCUACAUUAUUUGGUUUGGUUUUCCUGCUCAAUACAGUUUAAACAGUAAUGACUUGUUCAGUGUGGCUGGUUGCUCACUUUCCCUGCCCUCAGUAAGUCAUUAUUGUCAUUGUUUUAUUUCUGUUCAUGAUUCAGUAUUAUUUUCAAUGUACAUGUAUGCAAUCCCAGUGAAUUUGUUUUUUUUGCAUCUGCUCCAUGUUCAUAUAUUUCGCCUUUCAUUCACAACAGCUUCAACCCAUGUUCAACACAACCAGUUACUAUGGAAUGGAAAUUCCAUGAGCCAAGUUUGAAAUCCUGAUAUUGCAUAUUGAUAAAUAAAUUUUUCCUAUGGAUUUA